This is a messenger RNA of Pedinophyceae sp. YPF-701, 4176 nucleotides long. NCBI's taxonomy places the organism in Eukaryota, Viridiplantae, Chlorophyta, Pedinophyceae. The record is from the annotation of a GenBank genome assembly.
AUGUCGCCCCCGUCCGACUCGUGGCAGGACCGCUUGGCGGCGAUCCUGGACUCGAGCCGUCGACAUCUCGGCGCGGCGCCCACGCCGCAGACCAACGGCUUGGGCGCCUCGCCCGGGGCAGGGAACGGCCUCCCGCCGUCAUGGGAGUCCCCCCCGCCGGCGCAUUCCGCGGCCCCGGCGACGAAGGCGCUGCAGAUCGUUCCGUCCGUGCGCGACAGCCUGUCCCGCGAAGACACGAGGCGGCACAAGCAGGAGCUCACGGACCUCCUCCACGCCGUCCAGGGCACGCUCUCGGAGCUGCGCGUCGAGUCAGAGGCCGCCCGCGCGAUCGCCCGGGACGCUGCCAACGCCAUGCGCGGGUCCACCCGCGAGGUGCUCCGCGAACAGUCCGGGAUGGCCGAGGUCGAGACGCGGCUCGCGCAGCUCGAAAGCAGCGCCGCGCAGGGCGACCAGCGCCUCGCCCGCGCGCUCGCCACCGUGCAGGAGGCCGCGUCGCGUCUGCAGGUGCUCGAAGCGUCACUGGGGGACGUGGACGGCAGCCUCGCGCAGGUGGAGGCCGCGGUCGGGGCGCGCGCGGGGGCCGCGGAGCGCCGCGCGGGCGAGGCGGCGAAGGCCGCGCAGGCCGCGUCUUCGGAGAUCGAGGCCCUGCGCGCGGGGCUGCGCGACGCCAGCGACGGCACGCAGCGCGCGCUGCGGGAGGCAGGGGCGCAGGUGCGCGCGAUCGAGUCCCGCGCGGUGGCCCUGGAGCGCCUGACGCAGGGCAUGGACGCGCGCACGUCGGAGCACGCGACGCAGCUCGCGGCGGCGGCCCGCGCCGUCACGGAGCUGCGCGCGUGGCAGUCCGAGGUCACGCACACCCUCACGACGGUGCGCGCGCUCGAGGCGCGCCUCGAGAGCCUCGACGGGCGCAUCACGGAUCCCGCGACGCUGGCGCGGCAGGUGGCGGACGUGGAGGCGACGGUGCUGCGGCGCGCGGACGAGCGGCUGGCGUCGCGCGCGGCGGAGCUGGAGAGCGCGCUGCGGCGGGUGGCGGAGGCGCAGGAGCGCGAGGCCGGGAGCGCGGCGGCGGCAGUGGGGGCGCUGCGGCCGCGGGUGGACGCGGCGGUCGCGGAGGCCGGCCGCGCGGUCGCGGCGGCCGAGGCGGUGGAGCGGGAGCUCGCGUCGCGGCUCCCGAGCGGCGGCGCGCCGGCGGCGUCGCGCGAGGAGGUGCGGGAGCUGGCGGCGAAGGUGCGCGAGGCGUGGGGGCUCAAGGAGGAGCUGCGGGGGCUGAAGCGGGAGGUCGACGCGGUCGUGGCGGCCAAGGAGGACACGUCGUCGGUGGAGAAUGCGCUGAAGGGCGCCGCAGAGCUGCGCACGCGGCUGGCGUCCGUGGAGGCGCGGCUGGAGACGGCGUCGUCGAUGGUGGCCGAGUCGGGCGCGGCGGCGACCAAGCUGCCCGGGCUCGAGGCGCAGCAGAAGGCGCUGGUGCGGGAGGUCGCGGAGCUGCAGGAGCGCAUGACGGCGCUGUCGAGCAGGCAGGACAAGGCGGCGGCGGCGGCGGCGGCGGCGGCGGCGAACGCGCCGGUGGCCAGCGUCCCCGACAAGAAGGCAGUGGCGCAGCAGAUCAGCGCGGCGCUCACGGAGGCGAUGCACGGCGAGAUGCGGGAGAGGAAGGCCCUCGAGGCGAGGCUCGCGGAGAACGCGAGCGCGGUGGAGAAGGCGCGGUCCGCGGCGGAGGCCCGCGCGGCGGAGUUCGACCGCAUCGUCGACACCAUCCACGAGAACAUGGAGACCAUGUAUCAGAACAUGACGUACCUCGAGGAACAAAUAGAGGCGGCGCGGACCUCCGGGGCGGCGUCCGCCAAGGGCGCGAAGAAGCCCGCGGGCGGCGACCCCGGCGACCUCGCGGACGCCCGGCAGCAGAUCCGGCGACUGCGGGGCGCGGUGGACGGUCUGCAGGGGCAGGCCGCGGUGUCGGACGCGAACAUCAGCGCGUUCAAGGCCGCGCUGGAGAGCGUCGAGGCGCGCGCGGGGAGCAUCGAGGAGUCGCACGUCGCGCUGCAGCGGGAGCUGGCCGCGCUGAAGAUCGCGGGGGGGUCCGGGGGGGGGUUGGCGGGCGGGGACCCGCAGGCGACGCGCGAGGUGCUGGAGCCGCUGCUGCGCGCCGUGCAGGACGAGUCGUUCGCGGCGAUCGAGACGCUCAAGCAGGGCCAGGCGAACCUGACGGCGCACGGCGCGCGGCGCGACCAGGACCUGCGCGCCCUGCGCGCCACCGUGGCGCGCCUCGAGGCCGGCCGCGAGGACAUAGUGCGCAUCGAGCAGCUGCAGCAGCGGCUCGAGAGCGUGCAGGCGCAGAUCGACGGCCUGCGCGGGAGCCGCGGCGCCGACGCGGGGGCGUCUGCUCACGCGCGGGGGGGGGCUGUUCCGGGCAGCGCGACUGCGGCGGAGGUCGAGGCGCUGCGCUCGGAGAACCGCGCGCUGCGUGCGGCCGUGAACGGCCUCCUGCGGGACGCAGGGAAGCCGCCGCUCGCCGCGCCGCCGCCCGCCGAGCGCACCCCCGUGGCCUCGCCCUCGCUGCGCGGGCUGCAGCCGCUGGGGUCCGCGGGCGGCGCACCGGCGGCGGUGCCGCUUCAGUCCGUGGAGUCCCCGGGCGACGUGACGGCGCUGGCGGACCCGGCGGCGGGCGCGGUGACGUCCCCGGGGGCGAGCCGCGCCGAGCAGGCGUCCCGGAAGAGCCUCGGAGACUCCCUGGACGACCUCAUCAUGUCGACGGGGUCCGAGCACCUCGACCCCCCCGGGUCCGCGCAGCGCACCACGUCGGGCGUGCAGAUGGCAUUCGGGUUCGAGGACGAGGGGGAGCCGGCAGCGGAGGCUGCGGCGGAGCGCAGCACCGGCUCCCGCGACGAGCCGCUGUCGCCGUACCUGAGCUCGAUCCCCGUCGGCCCCGCGGGGGCGGCGGAGGACAACCCGGCCGCCGCGGGCGCCGGUGCGCCGCCGCUGCCGGCGUCGUCGAUGCCGCGCGGGGUCGACGUGAGCGGCGUCAACGACAGCUCGCUCAUGCUCGACGUCGGCCCGCGCGGCGCGGGCGGCGACGCCGAGGAGGUCCCCCAGAUGCAGCGGGGGCGCGCCAACGGCGCGGACGCGGGCAGCGGCGACGAGGACGCGAGCGCGCGGGGCGCGGGCGCGGCGGCGCAGCGCGGCGCGUUCGGGAGCCCGAUGAAGCCGCAGUCCGCGGCGGCGUCCGGGAGCGGCAGUUUGAGCAGCGACGGCGUUCUGGAGAUCGACGAGAUCGGGGACGCGGAGGAGGAGGCGGCGCCGGUGGAGGCGGACAGCGGGAUCGGCGCGGGGCUGAUGCACAACCCGAUGUUCGACGGCGGCGCGGGGGGCGCGCCGGCGAUGGCGACGGCGCGGUCGCUGGAGCUGAGCUCUCUGAGCGGGAUGAGCUACGGCGGGGCGUCGCCGGGUGGGAAGACCGCGGGCGAGGACUCGACGCCGACGUCGGCGCAGAAGAAGCCCGCGGCGUCGCCUCCGCGGCGGCCGCCGAUCGGGCGGUUCGACAUGUUCGCGGAUGACGGCGGGGGGGUGGAUGAGGGGGCGUCGAGCGACGAGGACAGCGCGCCGUCGCAGGGGGCGUUCGGGCAGUCGGACUCCGAGGACGACCCCGCGGAGCUCAGCGCGAACAUGGAGGAGGUGCGCGCGCGUCUGGCGGACAAGGGCCUGGACGAGUUCGAGAGGGGGGUUUUGCAGGACACCCUGCAGGACCUGAACCGGCGGUCGUCGCGGCAGUCCCGGCGCGCGCCGAGCGAAAGCACGGGCCCGGCGAACAGCGAGAGGAAGGAGGUGAGGCCGAUCGAUCUCUUCGGCGCCAGCGACCCCAUCGACGACUCGGACUCCGACGCGAGCCUCGAGGCCGCGUUCCGCAUGCAGCCCGGCCAGCCCACACCCCCCACCUCAGCCCCCCCACACAACACCGACACCGACGCGCCCGGCGACGCCGGCAGCGACGCCCUGGUCGGCUACGCCGACGACAACGACGGGUGGUCGUCGUCGGUGGACGCGCAGGAGCUCGAGGAGGAGCUGGCAGACCUGGACGCGCAGCUGGGGCGCGGGGACCUGGACGAGUUCCAACUGUCGAUGUUGCAGGAGGCGCGGCAGGACGUGCAGAACAAGCUGGACGCGGUGCGGCGGGCGACGUGA